Molecule: messenger RNA, 8061 nt
Organism: Aspergillus calidoustus
Lineage: Eukaryota; Fungi; Ascomycota; Eurotiomycetes; Eurotiales; Aspergillaceae
Source: the annotation of a GenBank genome assembly
AUGGACGAACUUCCAUGGGAACAGGUGAAAUCCGGAGAUCUCGAGAGCCUGCGGGUCGUGCUCUUCUCGAGCUCGACUUCGCGCAGAACUCGUGCUCUCAGUGAUCUCCGCGAGAAAAUCGGGUCUGAUAUACCGGAGAAUGCCCGCCAGCCUCUCCUAGAACUCCUUCUCAGUACAUUAUCGCGAUACAUUGACCGCCCCUCCCGUCAGGCCGUCCAACAAUGCCUCCGCUCGUUGCUCAAGGCACCCGUCCCGGCUGACGAUCUCAAAUUCCUGGUGCAGAAAUUACAAAUUGAGGCAACGAAAUCCAGUCUGGAUGCAGGCUCCGCGCUGGCUCUUCUGGAAUGGUGCUCUAUCCUGCUGCAGAUCUUGAAGAGUAACUCGGAAACCCCGCUCCCCGUCGUGUUGGAUGUCAUUGCGCUGAAUGCACGGGCACUGGAGACAUGUCUAGCCGUACCACCCAGAUCAGGAGUGAAAGUGUCUGCUCUUAGGGUAACCAGACGUGCCCUCCGUGCGGCAUUUUCCGACGCCUGGGGCGAGGAUGCCGUUCACCAAUCCGUCCAGCGCUUGACUAGUGAUGCGGCCGCCGGGCAGAAGAAUGCGCCGUUCAUUGGCGUCAUUUCUGGUGUUUGCGCGCGCCUGCCGAACAAGAAGUCUGUACUAGAAGGGGACAAGAAGACUAUAAUCACAUACUAUAUCAAGGAAUUGGUUUCUUCCAAGGCCGCGCCACCUCCACACAUUGCUAGCGGCAUGUCUGACUUUUUCGAAUCUUUUGUCACGUACGAGGAUAUAACGUCGGAGAUAGUGCCUCCGCUGGAGAAAGCAAUCCUGCGGUCUCCAGAGGUAGUCUUUAGCGGGCUGGUACCCUCGCUCUUUUCGUCGCUACCGGAGGACAUUGACUUGUCCGAGCUUUUACACGCCCGCCUUCUGAAACACCUGCUAGCGAGCAUGAAAUCGAACAACCCUGCUAUUAGGCAAGGUGCCUUGGAGUCGUUUGUAUCGAUUCUGUCCAAAUCCCAGACCGAGAGUCUGCUCCUGAAGAUCGUGGGUGAAGUGCUUGGUCCUCUCAAGACCAACAAGAUUCCAAGCCCCGAGCACCGAGCUACCUAUGCACAAGCUCUUUCUGCAGUUACCCCUACAGCCGACAUUUCGAAGGAAAUUGUGCAAGGGUUUGUCCCAGUCUUCGCCCGCGAAUCCAACGAACCGGCCCUCGAGCAAGAAAUCAAGGCCUUCUCCAAGCAUCUCUCGCACCUUAUCGUGUCAAAGGUUAAGAUUAGCGACGACGUAACCAACGCAAUUGUCAAGGGAGCUGCUGAAAAGAAGAUCCCUUUCCGGAGGCUGUGGCAACUCAACGUUGGAGAGGCUGUUUGGCAAGCCGAAUCCACCACUCUCGCAAGUCCCGAGGUGGAGCCCUUCGUCGCGAAGUUCCUUGCUAAACUGAAGGAAAUCUUCAAAGAAGUUUCCUCGAACCCUCUGCCAUCGGCCCAGAAUGGUGCCCUCUUCACUGCCUACGUCUACCUUGCGCUCUUCGGGAGACUGUCUUCCCUCGAGAAUUUCGAUAAGGCUGGCUGGGAGGAAACUGUUGGCCUGUCGCUCGCCCUUCAGCCGAAGCCGUCGUUCCUAUUGAACCCGAAAGCUUACUCUAAGCUGGCCUCUCAAGCGGAGGUUCAAUGGGCUGUCAGAACCCUUGCGGCUGUUUCCUCGACGUCAAAGUUCGGCCGCGUUGAGGCCCAAGCCAAGGUAGCAUGGGCCGAAGCUUUUAUUUACACGAUCACUGCUCCCGGGUUUCAAACCAGCUUCAGAGACGAAUCUGCUCGUGCAUUGUCCGCUGUGCACCAAAAGGACAUCAAGGGAGUCGGUCGCAUUGUUCUUGACGGCCUUUGGACUUGGAUUCUGGCCUUCAGAACUGGAGAAAAGGAGUCCGCGCCUAUAUCUGCAGGACCCGAAAGUCAAAGAUAUCUCCAUCUCGUUGUAAAGGCAAUUUGCCCGUCUGCUUCAGAGACAUCUGAUGAGAAUCGUGCUAGCUUGAAAGGACAACUAGUCGACAUGCUCGUCCUUUGCCGACCAGAACUAAUCCCGAACGUUUCGUAUAUUGACCUUUGCCUAAGAACUGGCACAGAUCCUGGAGAACUUGUUCGCGAAUUCCCUGGCGAGUGCAUGAAGCAAUUGAUCCAGGUCCAGGAGGAUCCCGUCCAGUCAAAGGUACCGCAAGUUGAUGCCGCCAUUUGGAGCGCAGCGGGGGACCUGGCUUUCGUGGCUCCCGAUGUCAUGAUUCCGCAGCUCGUCAACCAAAUCAAGGAUGACUUGGACGUCUCUCGCGUGUCUAGCAUUACUCCUACGGAUGCAGCAAUUGCCAGAACCCCGGAGGGUACCAUGUUUGUAGACAUCCUGAACACAAAGUCUCGGCAAACCUUUGACAAGAACACGAAAGACUACGACAUUCUGAAGUGGGAGGAAGAAAUGCGCGCACAGCUAGCUCAGAAAAAGGGCGAAAAGCCGAAGAAACUCACUGCAGACGAGCAAGCCAAGGUGAAGGCGCAGCUCGCAAAGGAGGCCAAGAUCCGCGAAGAUGUUCUGCGCGAGGUAAAGCGGAUCGAACGAGGCUGCGGAAUAAUCCAAGGUCUCGCUGCUGGUCCUGCUGUUGACGCAGACGACUGGAUCAAUCCUGCCCUCUCUUCACUGUUGGCUCUGUCAAAGGCCGGAGCAGGCUUGUUCACGGGCGACGUUGUCUCGAAAGCGUAUCUCAAAUGUUCCGAGAAGCUAUCAACUCGGCUUGGCCCUCUUCGACCAUUCGUGGGUGUUGCCACGCUUAGAGCUAUUGGAAAGGGCUCAUUGCCCACUGAGAUGGAAGUAGAGCCUCUUGGCAAACUUGUUACUAGAAUCCUUUAUCGCCUGCGUUUUGCAUCUGAACAGCGCCCCCUUGAUCAUUCUUCCUUGGCAUAUGCUCUACCCCUACUGUUCCUAAUCCUUACUCGCAACGGCAUUGAAGAGGAGAAGGGCGAGGAGGAGGGUGAGCAGGUUUUGUUGGCUCUCGAGAUCUUAUCCUUCCAUUCAGGCUCCUGUAAGUUUUCUACCCCUACUGGGAUCUCUGAUUCUGACUUGGUUUUAGUCACCGAUAACCGCCUUCCGCGAGUCGAGGUGCUUGAACAGCUGAUUACUGCAAUGCAGAAGUAUACUCAGCACUACAAGCUCAUCAAGGACACCCUGUUCGAUGUCUCUAGAAGUAUUGCACCAAACAUUAACAAUGAUGAGCUGGAUGUACUCCUCAAGGGAGCCAUCGUCUCCGACUCCUCCGUGCGGUCAUCAGUUUUGCAAGCUAUUGAAGCCGAAAUCGAUCUUACCGACCUUGACUUCUCCGAGCACAUCUGGCUCGAAUGCCAUGAUUAUGUGGAGGAGAAUGCCGAGGUUGCUGAGAACAUUUGGGAAGAAAAUGCUCUGGAGAUCGACGACAGCGCGUACGGAAAGAUCAUUCCCUACCUUGAUAGCCCGGACGCAAACCUCCGAGGAGCUGCCGCUCGCGCUUUGGCACACGCGAUUGAGUCCAACACGUCCGUAUUUGGGGACAUUGUUUCUCAGCUCCAGUCGAAAUACGAAGCCGAAGUGCGACCAAAGGAGCCGGAGAAAGACAAGUACGGAAUGCCAAAGAAGGUUGAUAUUGCUGACCAUUGGGAGUCUCGAAGCGGUAUUGCCUUGUCCUUUGCUGCUAUGAGCGAAUUAUUCGAAGGCGAACAGAUAGUCUCGUUCCUCCGCUUUUUGAUUGAGAGAGGACCUCUUAUCGAUCGAAGCAGCGUGGUACGAGCUCAGAUGGCCGAUAGCGGCAAGUCUGUUAUCGCCUUGCGCGGCCAGGAGAAGGUGGAGGAGCUGAUGAAGCUUUUGGAGACGACGUUGGAGACUUCGGACAAGGGAAGCGAGACAUCCGACCUUCUUAAUGAAGCAGUCGUCGUACUUUACGGAUCCCUGGCUCGGCAUCUCAAGGCGGACGACCCUCGUCUGCAAACAGUUAUCAAGCGACUUCUCGCCACUCUUCCUACGCCCUCUGAGAGUGUUCAGGCUGCCGUCUCCGAAUGUCUUCCACCUUUGAUAAGAUUAGCUGGACCCCAAAGCGGACAAUACGUUAAGGAAAUGCUUGAUCAACUCCUGCAGACGAAGAAAUAUGCCACUCAACGUGGUGCGGCAUAUGGAUUGGCCGGUAUUGUCAAGGGGAGGGGUGUCUUCACAUUGCGCGAGUACCGUGUCAUGUCCCACCUCCAGGAUGCGUCCGAGAACAAGAAAGAGCCACACCAGCGACUCGGAGCUUUGAUGGCGUACGAACUCUUUGCAACCAUCCUUGGCCGUACUUUUGAACCAUACGUAAUCCAGGUCGUUCCUCAACUCUUGGCCAGCUUCGGAGAUCCAAGCACCGAUGUUCGCGAUGCUUGUCUGUAUACCGCAAAGGCCUGUUUUGCGAACCUCAGCUCUUACGGUGUCAAGAAGAUCCUCCCUACUCUUCUUGACGGUCUCGAGGACACCCAGUGGCGUAGUCAGAAGGGUGCUUGCGAUCUUCUCGGAGCCAUGGCCUAUUUGGAUCCGCAGCAGCUUGCUGCAAGUCUGCCUGCCAUCAUUCCUCCGCUUACUGUGGUGUUGAACGAUACCCACAAGGAAGUGCGCAAUGCUGCGAACCGCAGUCUUCAACGGUUCGGAGAGGUCAUCAGCAACCCUGAAGUCAAGUCCCUGGUCAACGUCUUGCUGAAGGCUCUGAGUGAUCCUACCAAGUUUACCGACGAGGCUCUUGAUGCUCUUAUCAAGGUGUCCUUUGUCCACUACCUGGACGCUCCCUCCCUGGCAUUGGUUGUCCGCAUUCUUGAACGUGGUCUCGGUGAUAGGUCUGCAACCAAGCGCAAGUCGGCCCAGAUUAUUGGCAGUUUGGCUCAUCUUACUGAGCGCAAGGACCUUAUUACUCACUUGCCUAUCAUCGUUUCCGGCCUCAACCAGGCCAUUAUCGAUCCUGUGCCCACUACUCGCGCUACUGCGUCAAAGGCUCUUGGUUCCCUCAUCGAAAAGCUUGGAGAAGACGCCCUUCCGGACCUCAUUCCCAACCUCAUGGCCACCCUCAAGUCCGACACCGGAGCUGGCGAUCGUUUGGGAUCUGCUCAAGCUCUCUCAGAGGUUCUGGCGGGUCUGGGCACGACAAGACUUGAGGAAACCUUGCCAACUAUUCUGCAGAACGUCAGCAGCUCGAAGCCCACUAUUCGCGAAGGUUUCAUGACUCUCUUCAUCUUCUUGCCUGCUUGCUUCGGAAACAGCUUCGCCUCUUACCUCAGCAAAAUCAUUCCGCCUAUCUUGGCUGGUCUAGCGGACGAUGUUGAUUCCAUUCGUGAGACUUCGCUCCGUGCAGGUCGUCUAUUGGUCAAGAACUUCUCCUCCAAGGCUAUCGACCUCUUGCUUCCCGAGCUUGAGCGUGGUCUUGCCGACGAUAGUUACCGCAUCAGGUUGAGCUCCGUCGAGCUGGUUGGUGAUCUUCUCUUCAGUAUCACCGGUAUUACCGCCCGUGCCGAGGCGGACGAGGAGGAAGAGGAAGCCGCGCAAGCCGGACAGUCGUUGCUCGAGGUUCUUGGAGAGGAGAGGAGAAACAAGGUUCUUUCCUCGCUGUUCAUCUGUCGUUGCGAUACUUCUGGUCUCGUCAAGAGCGCGGCCAUGGGUGUCUGGAAAUCGCUUGUGGCAUCUCCUAAGACUCUCAAGGAGAUGGUGCCAACUCUCUCUCAAUUCAUUAUUCGCCGCCUUGGAUCUUCAAAUAUGGAACAGAAGGUUAUUGCUAGUAACGCACUUGGUGACCUCAUCAAGAAAGCUGGAGAAUCUGUUCUCGCAACUCUGCUGCCCACUCUCGAGGACGGUCUCCAAACUUCGCCGGAUGUGGAUGUCAAGCAGGGUAUUUGCAUUGCCCUCAGAGAAAUCAUUACCUCCUCGUCUCCCGAGUCCCUUGAGGACUUUGAGAAGAUUCUUAUUUCCACCGUCCGCGUGGCCUUGGUUGAUCAUGAUGAGGAUGUUCGUGAGGCUGCCGCUGAAGCAUUCGAUGCCCUGCAACAGAUCUUCGGCAAGAAGGCUGUGGACCAAGUUUUGCCCCAUCUCUUGCUCCUAUUGAGAAACGACGAGGAUGCAGAGCAAGCCUUGUCGGCGCUGUUGACGCUUCUCACCGAACAAACUCGCGCCAACAUUAUCCUGCCCAACCUCAUCCCUACCCUUCUCACCUCCCCUAUCUCGACGUUCAACGCCAGGGCUUUGGCCUCACUGGCAGAGGUUGCAAGCUCCGCAAUGGCCCGUCGCCUGCCCACUAUCCUGAACACAUUAAUGGACAAUAUCAUCUCCUGCAAGGACGAUGAGCAGCGUGAAGAGCUUGACAGUGCAUUCCACACCAUCUUGGUCUCCGUGGAUGAGUUUGACGGUCUCAACGUGAUGAUGAGCGUGAUGCUGGCGUUGAUGAAGCACGAUGAUGAGCACCGCCGUGCUAACGCGGCCAACCAUCUCAAGUCAUUCUUCUCUGAUGCGGAUAUUGACUUCUCGAGAUACCACCAAGAUCUGAUCCGCGUCCUGCUGAUAUCUUUCGACGAUUCCGCCAAGGAGGUUGUCAAGGCUGCAUGGGGAGCUCUCAGCGGACUCACUUCUCACCUGCGCAAGGAGGAAAUGGAAGUUCUCUCCGUGCCUACAAGACAGAUUCUCAAGGGUGUCGGAGUUCCUGGAGCGGAUCUACCGGGUUUCAGUCUGCCCAAGGGUAUCACUGCCAUUCUGCCAAUCUUCUUGCAGGGUCUUCUGAACGGCAGUGUCGACCAGCGUACUCAGUCUGCUCUCGCUAUUGCCGACCUUAUCGACCGUACAGCUGCGGACUCUCUGAAGCCGUUUGUUACUCAAAUUACUGGUCCGCUUAUCCGUGUUGUAUCUGAACGAUCAACGGACCUUAAGUGUGCCAUUUUCUACACGCUCAACAAACUUCUGCAGAAGAUCCCUCUGGCUGUCAAGCCUUUCCUGCCGCAGCUGCAAAGAACAUUUGCUCGUGGUCUUGCCGACCAAACCAGCGAGACUCUGCGUAACAGAGCUGCCAAGGGUCUCGGUAUUUUGAUCACCCUGACGCCCAGGGUCGAUCCACUUAUUGCUGAACUUAUCACGGGAACCAAGACGGCCGAUGUUGGCGUGCGAAACGCCAUGAUGAAGGCUCUACAGGAGGUUGUAGGCAAGGCCGGUGGCAGCAUGAGCGAGGCUUCGAAGAACUCUAUCCUCGCGCUCAUUGACGACGACGCUAGCGACCAGACUGACGCUGUCGCCAUCACAAAUGCCAAGUUGCUGGGGGCACUCGUCAAGGUUCUUCCUGCAGCGACUGCUGAACCACUUAUCAAGAGCCGUGUGCUUACGUCCAACUUGUCACACUCGUCGAUUCUUGGCCUCAAUGCUUUGCUUGUCGAAUCCCCAGCAUCUCUGACUGAGCACUUUGCGGCGGAGACGCAGCAUCUGAUCUGCCAGGGGGUCACAAACAAGGAUCCCUUCAUUUCCGACAACAGUGUACUCGCCGCUGGAAAGUAUCUGCUCCUCGAAGAGCAGCACAGUUUCGAAUCCAACAAAGCCAUCUUCGAGGCAUUGGCGCCCUGCAUCCAGCCCGGCACACCAUCCGACACCCGCCGACUGGCACUAGUUGUGAUCCGAACCGUCAGCCGACUGCACCCUGAGCUUGUCCGUCCCCAUCUUGCCAUCCUUGCGCCGCCAAUCUUCGCCGGUGUCCGCGACAUGGUUAUUCCCGUCAAGCUGGCAUCCGAAGCAGCCUUCCUCUCCAUCUUCUCGGUCGUCGACUCGGACACAGCGGUCUUCGACAAGUAUAUGGCCGGACCCGGCGCUGGACUGCCCCCGGGACCGAAGCGGAGCAUGUCGGACUACUUCAAGCGAGUUGCGAUGCGUCUUGCGACACAGGCGCGCGAGCGCAGAGAGGCGGAAGGUGGACAGGGCGGACUGGGUCUGUCGAAUGACGAGGUGGACGACGAGAAGGAGCUUUGGAGUAUUGGCAAGGUUGAGCUCGAGGAGGGUUCGUUUGGGGACGAGUGA